Neoarthrinium moseri is the source of this 915-nucleotide messenger RNA. RefSeq lists its product as uncharacterized. The record is from RefSeq and is a predicted model, not a curated record. Lineage: Eukaryota; Fungi; Ascomycota; Sordariomycetes; Amphisphaeriales; Apiosporaceae. Gene Ontology annotation, molecular function: hydrolase activity. Bases 1 to 915 code for a protein of 304 amino acids. The transcript has a single exon.
AUGGACUUUUCAGAAUGGGGCAGCCCAAGCGAGGAGUGGAUGACGUUUGCGCGGGCUCAUCCAGAGCUGGUUGCACGUGAGUGGGAUAGGCCACCAGAGCAACUGCAAGCGCGGUUCAACACCGUGAGGACGAAUCUUUCCAAGACGCUCCUGGCACAGACAGGGCUGUGGAAACUGAUCGCCACGCAAGACUACGUGGUCCCAACUCGCGAUGGCCAGUCUAUAAAGAUACGAGCAUACCGACCCAAGCACUUGGCCACCGCGGUCUUGCCCACGUACAUACACAUCCAUGGUGGUGGGUUUCUUUUCGGCUCUCUGGAGACUGAGAGAUACAACUGCACGUCGAUCUCAAUGACGUUGUCCAUCUGUGUCGUCCACAUAUGCCACCGACACACGCCUCACGUAAAGGGGUUGGUGCCCUGGCACGAUGCUAUCGACGCCUACGAGUGGAUUAUGAACCACACGGCCGAAUUGCUUGUCGACACAAGCCAUGUGAUUACAGGAGGCAUCUCGGCUGGCGGUGCCUUGACUGCUGCCAUCAUGCAUCAUGAGCUGCGGAGAUCAAAGGCAACGAGCGAACCGCUGAGACUCAAAGGUCAGGUUCUUUGUGUACCGAGUCUUUGUCACCGGGACCUGUUCCCUUAUCAUCUAUUCGCAGACAAAGAGAGGACUUCUUAUCAGCAGUGCCGGGCCGCGGACAUCCUCUCAAAGCCCCGCCAAGACUUGUUCCAAAAUUUGCUCGGGCUCAAACCGGAGGACUCGCAGUGGAAUCCAUGUCUCGCCGAUGACGAGGAAUUAAAGGGCCUGCCGAAGACGGCUAUACUCGUCUGCGGUCACGAUGUUCUCAGAGACGAGGCGCUACUAUACGCAACCAGGCUGAAGAACUUGGGGUAUGUCGCGGUACAGUCGUCCUAA